UGUGGGCGUGGUCAUGGCGCUACACGUGGUGUCGGUGCUCAGUGUUUAAUCCUUCAGGGAGAAUGUGAGGAACUUCAGGGAAUACUGCUGAACUCCGGAGAGGUGGUCUGAGGUGAAGCUGAAGUUCUGUAGAUGUUCUCCAAAAACAGAGCACCAGGAAGGGAAUAAAAGAGGGAAAUAAACAGGAGAAGGGUUUUUUUUUGCUCCGGAUUUGCGGCAGGAUUCGAUGAAUUGGUCCAGAGGUCAUGAGUUGGAUUGCUGGAUGGCACGAGGGACGAUGAUCGAUACUCAAAUUGUGAAGCUCUCGCCGUGUUGUGAUUACUAGAGCUGGUCAGGGAUGGGAAACUCCGAGAGCCAGUACAGCAUUCAGGGGUCUCGGAGCAGCAGCUUCACGCUGCCUAACAGACAGAAACCCUAUUCAGUGAAACUCCGUUCCUCCAAAGAAGACGUUUUGCCACCUCAUGGCUGGUGGAGGACAGGAUCUUCGGUUUCUGGCUCCAAAUCCAAAGCAGAAUUACGUGGCUGUCUGUCACAGCACAAGUCACAGCUCUCCGUGUCGAGUCAUUAUGACUACAUCGCCAAUGGAAGAGAAGCAAAGAGAAGGAUUAGCGCUCAGUUGAACGGUCUAACACGAGGAAUGGCGUUGUCCGAAAACGGUCUCAAUGAGGAACAUGGACAGGACUGUAGCGGUCACACAGUAAAUGGGAACAAGACACCCGAGACGAAGCUCAAACCGGAGGAACUGGAAGAUUACAGCAGCCCGAGAGUUCUAAUCAAGAACGACGGCAGUGUUCGUGUCGAGUUUAACCAGAUCUCGAAAAACUCUACACUCCCAGAUGAGAAUGGAGGUUCUGUCCAACUGCUGAAAUUUUCCCCCACGUCAAACCUCGAGUCCGCCCCAGGUUGUGAAUCCGCUCCAGCGGUAAACAUCUCCAUGGCCAAGACCAGCAAACGAAGCUCACUGAGUUCUGAAGGCAGCUGGUACGACUCACCAUGGGGGCCUGGUACAGAGCUGAACAAUGACGACACCGGAGCCUCACCCAACCGGCUGUCGGAAACUCUUCCCUCGGUGCGCAUCGAGUAUUUUGACGAGCACCUGCCUUCUCGUCGUCUUUACCUAGACCCCACCAUGGCCUCCACAUUUCCUUCUGCUAAAGAUCUCAUGCUUGGAGAUGAGAUGUCUUUCAAACACAGAGCCUCAUUUGUAUGCAUGGUUGAAGAACCUGUUCUGGACGAGGCCUCAGGGUUAAGGCAGUACUCUUCCUUCACGUUACCGUGUCCCAAACACAAACCCAUCACGGAGAACGCCGGAAAGAAGGAUGCCAUCAGGAACAGAAUGAGAAGGCUCAGUAAUUGGACUGGAAGCUUGACCAGAAGGAAGAAAAAGUCAAAGGAGCCGAGAUAUAAAGAGCCUCUUGAUUGUUUCGACAGUGGUAUAGACGGUCUAACGGCUGACACCAGCUCCCCCUCUCAGGUGUCCAGUCUGCUGGGGUACCCCAAGGUCCCAUCUCGGGGCCGCUCCCAGUCCCAGGUGCUGCCCUCCUGCGGCGGUUCUGUCUGCGCCCUUUACCCGGGCACUGAUGCUUUGCGGCAGAACAUCUACGACAACUUCAUGAGGGAGCUGGAGACGAGCCAUGCGGCAGCAGGAAGUGGGGAGGACAGAGGAGACAACUCCGCAGAGGACACAGAGAGCAGCAGUCAGGAGACAGUGGGCUCGCUGGAGCAGUUGGAUCUGCUUUGUGAGAAGGAGCAGGGUGUGGUGAGGAGAGCCGGCUGGUUGAUCUUUAAACCUCUGCUAACGCUGCACAAAGACCGCAAGCUGGAGCUGGUAGCCAGACGCAAGUGGAAACAGUACUGGGUGACCCUAAAAGGCUGCACGCUCCUGUUUUAUGAGACCUAUGGAAAAGGUUCUCCAGAGCAGGAGUCUGUACCGUGUUAUGCUCUGCUGGCAGAGGAUGGAAUUGUCCAGGCAGUACCUGAGCACCCGAAAAAGGAGAAUGUCUUCUGCCUCAGCAAUGCCUAUGGAGAUGUCUACCUGUUUCAGGCCACCAGUCAGACGGAUUUAGAGAACUGGGUAACUGCGAUCCACUCGGCCAGCGCGUCUCUCUUUGCUAAGCGUCAUGGCAAGGAGGACACGCUGCUCCUGCUCCGAGGACAGAUCCGCAAUCUGCUGCAGAAGAUCGACAUGGAUGGAAAGAUGAAGAAGAUGGCAGAGCUCCAGCUCUCUAUCGUAACCGAUACAAAGAACAGGAAGGCCAUCGAAAACCAGAUUCAGCAGUGGGAUCAGAACCUGGAGAGGUUCAACAUUGAUCUGUUCCGUAUGCGCUGUUACCUGUCCAGCCUGCAGGGGGGAGAGUUGCCCAACCCCAAGAGCCUCCUGGCCACUGCAAGCCGUCCCUCUAAAGCAGCUCUCGGGCGCCUGGGAAUCUUCUCUGUGUCCUCCUUUCAUGCACUGAUCUGCUCCAGAGACGAGGCGACUCUUAGGAAACGCACUCUGUCUCUUUCCCAGAGGAGCCGCAGUAGGAGAGGAGUGUUCUCUUCACUCAAAGGCCUGGACAGUUUGACCAAACGCAGUCGGGACAAAAGACCUAGUGCCUCACAGGUUUUUGAUGGUGCCGCAGGAGAACCCUUUGGUUUUGUCCCUCCGUACAGCAGAGAGAGACUGGACUCGCUGGCUGACGGUUACUCGCUAGCUCCACCCGAUGGCGGUCAGUGGGACCGAGGCGUGAAGGAGAGGCCGGUGUGGGUUCACAUGCCCGAGCAUCAGGCUGUUACAGUGGCUCUGAGUGAACGCCAUACAGUCGCUGACGUCCUGAACACGGCCUGCAAGGCGAGGAACCUGGACCCCAGCGCUCACUGUCUGCGCCUGCGCAGAUGCUUAGAUGAUCGGAUGGAGGUCUGGACUCCGGCACCACACGAGCUCCUUCAGAACCUGACGUAUGAUGAGUUGGAGGUCAGCGCUCACACUGUCCACACGCUCCACAUGACCAAGCCCACAUGCACUGGGGACUUUGGGUUUGCCGUUACGGGACACGUGGACGCUCUGCACCACAGCCGCAUCGUCGUCACUGAAGUUCUCGCGGAUGGAAUCGCGUUCGGUGAAGGUCUGAGGCCCGGCGACGAGAUCCUGGUUCUGAACGGCUGUCAGGUCUCGUCUCUGGAACUGGCUCUCAUUCAGACGCUGUUCAGCGAGAACACACUGCACCUCACCAUCAGACGAGAACCGAGCGACCGGACACACACACCUCACAAACACGCAUCGCUCACACACGCACCUCUUACACACGCAACUCACACACACACACCUCUCACACACACAACUCAUACACACACACCUCUCACACGCAAGCCGGCGAGGGACUUGCUGUACCGCCAUCACAGAGCCAAAUCUGCUACAGACGUGUCCUGUGUGUCCGAGGCCUCGGGUAACGAGGUAGAGACGAGGAGACACCAUCGCCAGAGCCUCCGAGCCGUGCAGCACAGCAAGAGCGUGGAGACGGUGUGCACUCUUUAUCACUCCUUCCAGGACUCUUCUGGAGGACUGAUGGAGGUCCAGAAGGAGACGGUGGGACAGGACACCGCGCUGCUCAGACCCUGUCCACGACACAUGUCUGUCACUGAAAGACUCCGCAAGGUCGUGCAGGAGCUGGUGGACACGGAGAAAUCCUACGUCAAGGAUCUGAGCUGCUUGUUUGAGAUCUACCUGAAGCCCCUGCAGAUGGAGACGUUUCUCACACUGGAUGAGAUGGAGAGUUUGUUUGGGAGUCUGCCAGAGAUGCUGGACUUCCAGAAGGUGUUUCUGCAGACCCUGGAGGAGAGAACUGCCUCCACACCCGACUUCAGCACACUGGAAACCCCCAUGCAAUUCAAGAAGCUGCUGUUUUCUCUGGGCGGAUCGUUUCUCUACUACGCCGAUCACUUCAAACUCUACAGCGGCUUCUGCGCCAACCACAUCAAGGUCCAGAAGGUUCUGGAAAGAGCUAAAACGGAUCGAGCCUUUAAGGAGUUCCUGGACGCGAGGAAUCCCACCAAGCAGCACUCGUCUACUUUAGAGUCGUAUCUGAUUAAACCGGUGCAGAGAGUGCUGAAGUACCCCUUACUGCUGCGAGAGCUGGUGUCUCUGACCGACAAAGACAGCGAGGAGCACUAUCACCUUACCGAGGCCUUAAAGGCGAUGGAGAAAGUGGCCAGCCAUAUAAACGAGAUGCAGAAGAUCUACGAGGACUAUGGCCCAGUGUUCGACCUGCUGGUGGCAGAACAAAGUGGCCUGGAAAAAGAGGUGUCUGAGAUCUCGAUGGGUGAGUUUCUCCAGCAUGCGUCAGUGAUGUGGCUGAACCCUCUGCCGUCUCUGGGCCGCAUGAAGAAGGAGCCGGAACUGACCGUGUUUGUGUUUAAGAAAGCAGUGAUUCUCGUCUACAGAGAGAACAACAAGCUCAAGAAGAAAAUGAAUGUUCCACGGACUGCACACACUCAUGGAGAUCAGGACCUGUUCAAGUUCCGCUGGCUCGUUCCUCGAUCAGCACUGCAGGUGCGACUGGGAAACACAGCAGAAAAUAACUGUGUCUGGGAGUUGAUCCACACCCGGUCGGAGCAGGAGGGUCGCCCCGAGACGGUGUUCCAGCUGUGCAGCAGCACGCCCGAGUGCAAAGUGAACAUGGUGAAGGUGAUUCGCGCCGUCCUGCGGGAAAACGUGCGCAAAGGGAUGCGAGCGAACGAGCGGCCAGCCGAGAGAACGUGCAGAGAACAGCUCACUCCUAUGAAGGGGAGUUUACCUUCAUCAGCUAAACUUGGUUCCUCUCGAGCGUCCUGGCUGUGCCAGAAGCCCCUUGGCGUCAUCUCUCUCGCCCACAGUGAAGCUCUGAAGUCCACACAACUGGACUCCGAUUCAGCGAGCGAGAGCAGCGGAGACCCGCCCCCUGCCCCACAUGAGGCACCGCCCACUAACCCCGCCCUCAGACACAUCGGCAUGAGGGAGUCGGAUAUUCUCAGUGACGACGACGGGUUCAGCGAGCGCUUGGCUCGGUGCGACUCCAAUACGCCCGGCUCGAUCGAGUCACGGCUCCAGGAGCUCCACCUGAGCCCUGAGGUUCGCGUGGAACCCGAAGGUCGUGAGGUGAACUCUCCGGAGAUGCUGCCGCCGCUAAAGCGGGCUCACUUCAACGCCGUGAGGCGGCGCUCGGUGAAAAGCGAGCCGAGACGCAGCCAGGCGGCGCUGCUGAGUCUUAGGCAGCACAGCCGCUCUUUCGACAGCCAGUCGGAGGUGAUGAGUUCAGGUGUCGACCUCAACACGCUGCUCGAGAGGGACUUCAGCGUCCACAGCCUCACCUCGGUCAUCAACGAGGACUGUUUCUACGAAAAUGCCACCAAGAGCAGCGCCACGGCGACCACAUCGUAGCCAUGAAUCUGUACAGUGACUCUCAGGUCCAGGACGUAAAACGUUCAAGGUUUUGGGCAGGGGAUUUUGGACGAGCUGAAAAAUUCUCCCAAAGCCCUCACAAUGAGUGAUGCUCAAGAAGAGACGCUUACGUGUCCACACUUUCGGAUGAUGUUUUUGCCCAGAGCAACACGUGUGUCCUAUCACGUGAGCCUGGGCUGCAUAGAACCUCUAGGAACGACGAUCCAGAUGUUGCAUCUGUUUAUUUGGUGCCUUUUUUUUUUUUAGCUGUGCUUUUAUUGUUAGGUUUUUCAGCUCUAUUAUUUAUUGAUGAGUAUAUUUUCCUUAUGAACUGAAAGCCAAAGGUUAAGACUUGAUUACUUUUCUUUCUUGAAGUCAAACGUUUGCAUGGUGCGUUUGUUGCAAAAUUCCAGGAAUUUUCAAGACUGGAAACAUUCCAAGGGAAUUAACAGGAAUAUACUGGGAAUUUACAAAAUUGCAGGUGAGCCUAUAACAGGGAACAUAAAUUUAGGGAACAUAAUGCAGUUUUAGUUGAAAGUUCUCUAAAACCUGCACACAAAAUAAUGUAAAAAAAAAAAAAUUACAUUUAACAAUUAAUUCAGUCAAAAAUGUAAUUUUUUUAAAUCGAUAUUAGUUUGCAUGCAUGUCAUCUUAUAGCCAAAGAAAAUGUUUGUAUAUGACAGAGUUUAUAUACAUUUUCCCAAAUUUCUAAUCGGUUCCCAUAAAUUCCUGUUACUUGGAAUAUUUCCGACGUUCCCAUGAAAAUUUACAGAACAUUUUCCGCGACUUGUGAGUGCGUGAGGCUGAAACACACGGACUGCUUCAGCCUUCGUUAUUACGAUGGACGUGUGCGGUGUCCAGAACGUGCUCAGUGCCACAGCGAGAAAAACAUAAAAACAUCACUUUUAUAGAAAUAUGUACAGUUUUUUUUUAUGAACAACCGUAAUUUGUAUUGCGGUUUAUCGGUUUGCCAUUUUAACUAUUCUGAUCUGCUGUAUGUAAAUAAACCGAGGUCUUGGACAGUCACAGUCCUGCAAAGACGUUUUUGAAACCAACAAUGAAUAAAAAUGUCUUUUGGUA
This is a messenger RNA of Silurus meridionalis, 6475 nucleotides long. It is a transcript of the gene tiam2a, whose product is annotated as TIAM Rac1 associated GEF 2a. Gene Ontology annotation, molecular function: guanyl-nucleotide exchange factor activity; protein binding. The transcript has 27 exons. The record is from RefSeq and is a predicted model, not a curated record. Gene Ontology annotation, biological process: positive regulation of axonogenesis; small GTPase-mediated signal transduction; activation of GTPase activity. Gene Ontology annotation, cellular component: membrane; synapse. NCBI's taxonomy places the organism in Eukaryota, Metazoa, Chordata, Actinopteri, Siluriformes, Siluridae. The coding region runs from base 338 to 5395 and encodes 1685 amino acids.